AUGCACACUACUUUUGAGAAGUUUGGAGUCGUUGAGGUUUUCUUAUUUGGGCCAAUAAAUGAGGCGAAAAGUGAAGCCAGGAUUGGAGACGGUGUUGCAGUUUUCACUCUGCAGAAGACGAGAGAUGAACUGUGGGAGCAGCUCUUCACAAACAUCGACAAACAGAAGCAGAUUUGAGAACAAGCAAUUCUCAAAGUUCAGGAGAAAGAAGCAGAAAAGUCUAAAGCCAAAGCUGCCAGGAUUCAACAAGAGAAAAACUAUGCGCUGGAAACCAUGAUGAAGCUUGAGAAUGAGGAGCGGGACAGGAUUCAGAAGAUGAAGGGAAGAGAAACGCAGAGAGAAACAGCAGAAGAAAAUGAGAACCAGACAAACCUGCGGGGAACGGGCACACACAACAACCAACUGGUUUAUCAGAGAACAGAGCGUGCAAAUGCUACACCUGCACUCACGUUAUUGCGUAAUACUGGCAACACUGCUUCUGGUCAGAUAAGCAAGAAACAGAAAGCAAAAGAUCUGCCUGCUCCCAGAUCAGCUGGCUGCAUUAAGAUCAGCUUCACUCCACGAGUGUUUCCCACCGCGCUGAGAGAGUCUCGCGUCCCGGAGGAGGAAGAGUGGCUGAAGAAGCAGGCGGAGGCCAGGAGAGCAGUGGGCACAGACCUGAGAGAGGAAGAGAGAAACCCAGACUGGCUGAAAGAGAAGGGCGAUAAAUUGUUCAUGGCAGGAAACUACCAGGCCGCUGUCAACGCCUAUAAUCAUAAUAAAUGACAUGUGGAGGUACUUUACAUAUAUAGCACACUGAUUCCUUCACAUUAACUCACAUUAACUUUCCCACAGGCCUUUGAGUUACUGACGCCUGCGGUCGCUGCAAACGCUCCGGCCCGACUGAAGGCUCAAGUGAGGCGCGGAACAGCAUUCUGUGAGCUCCAGCUCUAUGUGGAAGGUCUUCAGGACUACCAGGCGGCUCUAGAAAUCGACCCACACAACGCAGCCCUGCGAGCUGAUACAGACAAGAUUCGUGAGAUCAUACAAGGCACCACAUGACGCAUCUAGCUCCUGAAAAGCUAGGAUCAUGGCUGCACCUGUAAUUGAUGCAUGAAUGUACAUGAGCACACAUGAACAUGUUAUGUUUUUAACACGUUCCUAAUGUGAAACCACACUUAAAGACCGGUUAAGCUGGAGAAAUGUUUUGUUCAUACUCUU
Messenger RNA from Sinocyclocheilus anshuiensis, 1200 nucleotides. RefSeq names its product dynein axonemal assembly factor 4 (gene dnaaf4). Gene Ontology annotation, molecular function: nuclear estrogen receptor binding. Lineage: Eukaryota; Metazoa; Chordata; Actinopteri; Cypriniformes; Cyprinidae. Gene Ontology annotation, biological process: epithelial cilium movement involved in extracellular fluid movement; outer dynein arm assembly; inner dynein arm assembly. The record is from RefSeq and is a predicted model, not a curated record.